AUGCCGUCCUGCUUCGUGCGGCGCGCCCCCGGCAUCACCCGCCUGUUCGAGGACUGCCGCGCGGCGGAGAUGGACUACUUCCGCCGCACCGGGCUGUUCCCCAUCAUGCACUGCGUGGUGGUUCGCCGGGAGAUCUACGAAGCCCACCCGUGGGUGACCCAGAACCUCUACAAGGCGUUCUGCCAGGCCAAGGACCUCUGUGUCGGGCAGAUCUACGACACCAACGUGCUGCGCACCAGCCAGCUCUGGCAGUUGUUCGAGUACGAGGAGACGGUGGAUCUCAUGGGCGAGGACUUCUGGCCCUACGGCUUCGAGAGCAACCGCAAGACCCUGGACACCUUCCACUCCUAUCUUCUGGAGCAGGGCGUGAUCAAGAACCCCGUGGACGUGGCCAGCCUGUACGCGCCCAACACCCGCGAGGCGUUCAAGAUCUGA
Geodia barretti is the source of this 435-nucleotide messenger RNA. NCBI's taxonomy places the organism in Eukaryota, Metazoa, Porifera, Demospongiae, Tetractinellida, Geodiidae. The record is from the annotation of a GenBank genome assembly.